Messenger RNA from Mauremys mutica (yellowpond turtle), 4052 nucleotides. RefSeq names its product DEAD-box helicase 59 (gene DDX59). Bases 1221 to 3104 code for a protein of 627 amino acids. The record is from RefSeq and is a predicted model, not a curated record. Gene Ontology annotation, molecular function: RNA helicase activity; ATP binding; nucleic acid binding. The transcript is spliced from 9 exons. Lineage: Eukaryota; Metazoa; Chordata; Testudines; Geoemydidae.
AUGGGGCAUUCUUGACGCCAGGCCAAGGCCGGGCAGCUCCCAGGCGCAGCCAGGCCUCGGGGGCCCCAGUGCCAGGGGAGCAAAGGAGGCGUGCGGUGCCCCAUGGACGUACCGAGAGGGGCUGGACAGGGGGUCCGGAAAGGAGCAGCAGCUGCCACGAACCCUCCCACUGCAUAGGCCAGUAGCCAAGUGGGACACUAGGAUAUCCGCACGCUUGUCGACCCUGAAUGUUAACUUUUCUGGGGCACUUCCUGUCGUAGUGGGUUUGUCCCAGUAUCCUUGGCUAAAAUCAUUCCUCCCUAUUAUAUUAGUAGCAUUGAAGUGGUGCCUAAGAACCCCGUUCAUGGACUAAUACCUAAGUGUGCUAGGUGCUGUACAGACACAUCAAAAAGAUGGCCACUGCCUCAAAGAGUUUGCUGUUCACCUGAUCUUUUCCAUAGACAAGCUUGAUGUCAUGAUAUCCUGACAGAGGCUACUGAAAGGCUCAAAACAUUACAACUGCUGAUAUAUAGACAUCCACAUCUUUUGAGCAUCCUCCAGCACUGUCUCUAACACUGCCCACCACUUUUCUGUCCCAUCCGGAUAUGUUAGUAUUGAGCUGGAGACUGAUGGUAAUGGCCAGGAACUUAGUUUUAUCUCUGCUUACAACCAGAUCAGUGCAUGCUGCUUCUUGCCUAACCAGAUCAGUGGUCAGCUGCAGUGUGAUUUGCCAAACUGAGCCAAGCCAACAAGACAAUGUAAUUGGCAUAUUCAGGAUCUUGAAGCAGAAUGAUGUUCAGCACAGUGCCACUGAUAAUGGUCUCCUCAAGCUUAUCCAUCAGCCAGUCAGUGACAAUAUUGAACAAUAAUGGUGACAGAACACAGCCUUAACGAACUCCUAUAGCUUGGAGAUGGGACCCAUCUCUUGCUGCAAAGUUGCAGCUCUGUGGAACCAAGGAAGGUUGAAGAACACCAGAUUGAUGUUUUUGAUUCUCAUCUUCUCAGUCAGCUGCUCUGUAUCGAGGAGCAGGACAAGAUCUGAGAGGAAGACCAACAAAUUCUGAAGUUUGUGUACCAAGGAAUGUCGCUGCAUGGGCGGCGAGCACAUGGGCACCAAAAACUUUGGUGGUGUGACAAGAUUGCCAGUGAUGGGCUUGUGACCCAGGAGCCUCUUAAUGCCAACUGGCAAUGGGCACAACUGUAUUGGGUUGCAGGAAUCUCCUGAGUCAGAAUAUUGAAGCAUGUUUGUUCCAAGGUCUCUUAAAGUCAAGAGGAAUGCUGAUGAUGACCUAAGCUGUACAGCAAAAAUAAAAAAGUUGUCUUCUGGAGAACCCUCAUUAGUGGAGGCCACAGACUUAAGAGAUGUUAAGCCAACUAUAAAAGAUGCUUCUGCUUCAGGAUGUAAUUUAUAUAAAGCAGUACAAGAAUGCACAGAGCUACAAAUUUUUCCAGAUUCAGACUUCCCCUUUGCUGAUGAAUCUUUGGGAAGGGACAACCAAAAUGCUGAUGAAGACAGUUCCUCUGUAGAUGAACCCAUUAAAUCUUUCAGCAAAUCCCAGCGCUGGGCAGAACCUGGAGAACCUAUAUGUGUUGUUUGUGGUCGUUAUGGUGAAUAUAUUUGUGAUAAAACAGAUGAAGAUGUUUGUAGUUUGGAAUGUAAAGCCAAACAUCUUUUACAAGCCCAAGAAAAAGAAGGGUUAAACUCUGACAGUCUUGUGAAAGUAGAAUCAAAACCAGAAACUCUUUUGCCUGUCACGCUUUAUACCUAUAAAGAACAUUCCUUUAUUUUAAGCCUGCAAGAUGACCAGAUCAAGAACCUUAAAUUGCAGUUAGGUAUUGUUGUCCAGGGCGAAGGAGUUACAAGACCUAUUAUAGAGUUUGAACACUGUGGUUUUCCUGAAACUUUAAACUAUAAUUUAAAGAAUUCAGGCUAUGAAGUUCCAACCCCUAUCCAGAUGCAGAUGAUUCCUGUUGGACUUUUGGGAAGGGAUAUCGUGGCCAGUGCAGACACAGGCUCAGGAAAAACUGCAGCCUUCCUGCUUCCAGUUAUUAUUAAAGCCUUGGAAGAGACUAAAACUCCAUCUGCACUUAUUCUGACACCAACAAGAGAGUUAGCAAUUCAGAUAGAGAGACAAGCUAAAGAGCUGAUGAUUGGUCUGCCAAACAUGAGAACAGUUCUUCUUGUAGGAGGUUUACCACUGCCACCCCAACUUCAUCGUCUGAAACAAACUGUUAAGGUUAUAAUAGCAACACCCGGAAGACUCUUAGAUAUUUUAAAACAAAGCUCUGUUCAGCUCCAUGGUAUUAAAAUUGUAGUCGUGGAUGAAGCUGAUACCAUGUUAAAGAUGGGCUUCCAGCAACAAGUGCUGGAUAUUUUGGAAAAUAUCUCCAGUGAUCGUCAGACCAUAUUGGUUUCAGCCACAAUACCAGUUGGCAUUGAGCAGCUGGCAAAUCAACUUCUGCAGAAUCCUGUGAGAAUAACCAUUGGAGAAAAGAAUCUGCCAUGUUCCAAUGUUCGCCAGAUUAUCUUGUGGGUAGAAGAACCGUCUAAAAAGAAAAAACUAUUUGAAAUAUUAAAUGAUAAGAAACUCUUCAAACCUCCAGUGUUGGUAUUUGUGGACUGCAAGCUAGGAGCAGAUCUUCUGAGUGAUGCUGUUCAUAAAAUCACAGGAUUACAAUGCAUAUCCAUGCAUUCUGAUAAAUCACAAACUGAAAGAACAAAUAUAUUGCAGGGAUUAUUUCAGGAAAAAUAUGAAGUCGUAGUAAGCACUGGAGUCCUUGGGCGAGGACUUGACCUUGUCAAUGUCAAACUGGUAGUAAAUUUUGAUAUGCCCUCAAGCAUGGACGAAUAUGUACAUCAGGUUGGAAGAGCAGGAAGGCUGGGUCACAGUGGAACUGCAAUUACUUUUAUCAAUAACAACAGCAAGAAGCUUUUUUGGGAUGUUGUAAAGAGAGUAAAACCAACAGGCACGAUUCUUCCUCCACAGUUGCUAAACUCCCCUUAUCUUCAUGACCAAAAGAGAAAAGAACAACAGAAAGUUAAACAAUCACAGAAUAGUCUUGUAACAGGUGAUAAUCUUAUGGACAUUAUUAGAAAACAUGACAAAAGUAAUACUCAGAAGUGAUUAAUGGUAUUAUAUGUAUAAAUGUGUAAAUAUAAUGAAAGCACUGUAUUUCAGUAGUAAUUAAAUGUGAAUUUAUAUCAUUGGUAUAAGAUCUGUCAAAGUUAUUUUUGAGAAUGUGUAAGCUUUUUUCUGGUGAAAUCCUGAGUCUGAUUUUCAUCUCCAUCCCCAAAUAGUGCCUGAUCUAAAAGGACAUUCAAAAUCUAAAAAUUGCACUUCACUCUAAAAGUAUAGUAACAUCUACAAGCAUUUUUUCAGUUUUACUUUGUAUGGGUGACAUCUUCUAUAUAGUUAUUUUCACUGUUCCCAUUAAACAUAUAGUCUUCUUUCCUUGUUGUUUCUGUGGGGCUUUUGCACCGCAGUGGAAGAGAGAGGAAUAUUUUUAAAACAGGAAAAUUUGAUUAUAAAACUACAAAAAAAUGGCAUGGACAUGUUUACUAUCUGCAAAUAUUUUUAACUCUUGUUAAAUGAACUAUGUUUUAAGUUAAGAAUCUCCCUUUAAACCCUCAAAUCAGUAUAAUUAUCCUCAAUAUUGGGCACCCACACAGUUUUCAUUUAUGGGUCACAAUGAAUUAUUAAAAAUGAUUGCUUCUUGCCAUCUCAUGUCUGAAACCAGUAAAAAAAAAAAAAAAAUCCUGCUCCAGUACUCUAUAACAUCAACAAGAUUUUUUUCCCUGCUGUCAUUUGGGCUAGCAAGGACUGUGGUUUCUUCAACUUCAUAGCAGAGGAAUGAGGAAAAUUAGAUCUGUAAUUAAAACAUUAAAUUGUGAUCUCAUUCUGUUAAUGGGAACAUGAUUGGGCUGCUAGGGUGGAAUGUUAUACCAUAAAAAAAAAAUAGGGCUGUUGAUUUACCGUAGUUAACUGACAUGAUUAACUCAAAAAAAUUAAUCGCAAUUAAUCACAGUUUUAAUUGCACUGUUAAACAAUAAAAUACCAAUUGACAUUUAUUUA